AUGACGGCCCCACGUUCCAUCGGGUCGGCUGCUCAGCGGGUCAUCAUGGAAAUAGCCAAAAACAAUCAAAUUAUAUUGAAACUUCCACCUGUUGACAAAUACAGGACACCCAAAAAUUAUGACCUUCCUGAAGUUAUGCAUCACACCUUUGAGACUCUAUCCAACCUUCACAAGCUGCUUCCAAAUCAUCUGAUGAAGAUACUUUAUUCUUACAAGAGUGAACAGGACAAAAAAAAAUGUGAGAAUUCUGAACUCUCUGGCUUAGAAAGGAUCUUAGCCAGAUGUCAAUUUCCAAGGGAGGUUAAUCUGACCCCAAAACCAAGCAGUAUGCCACUGUGGAAAAGGAAAAACAUCAAUAAUGCAAAAAAUGGGUGGAAGAAAUGCUACUUGUUGAAUAAAAACAUAAAGGAUCCUCCAAUGUCAACUAUAGUUGUCAGAUGGCUGAAAAAGAACAUGCAACCCACUGAAGAUCUUCGGUCAGUAAUCCAGAAGCUGUCUGUGUUUGGGCCAAUUAGGUCAGUUGACCUUUGUGGACGGCAAAGUGCUAUAGUGGUGUUUGAGAACAUGACUUCAGCUUGUAAUGCUGUGAGUGCUUUUCAAAGCAGGAUCCCUGGCACGAUGUUUCAUUGUUCCUGGCAACAACGUUUCAUGUCGAAAGACGUAAGACUCUGUUAUCAAAAAACUCUGUAAAUUCUUAAAGCUUGUUUUACA
Molecule: messenger RNA, 711 nt
Organism: Pteropus alecto (black flying fox)
Lineage: Eukaryota; Metazoa; Chordata; Mammalia; Chiroptera; Pteropodidae
Gene: CUNH6orf201
Product: chromosome unknown C6orf201 homolog
Exons: 4
Coding region: 1-690 (229 amino acids)
Molecular function (GO): nucleic acid binding
Source: RefSeq, a predicted model, not a curated record